ACGAGAUUGGAACCAAGCUUCCGCUCCCCUCGCAAAUGGCUACAGAACAUGAGCUACCUCCGUGGGCGGGUGCCCCAAAAUUUGAGUUCCAGCUUUUUAAAAAUGCAACUAAAAUGGCAAGGUCCUAUCAUACGUUGGGAGUCAAUGUGAGAAGGCUUUUGAGGCAGAAAUCUGAUGAAGGAGGUGCACAGUAUGUGCGGGAUUUAAAAAUUUCUGAGUCCCUUGGUUUUCAGCAUGAAAUUCCCGAGUUGCCAAUACAACCUAGCUAUUUCAUUGUUGCAAUGGUUCCACCUCCGGAUGUAGAAGAUGGCACACUUUUGGAUAGGGAGGUUGAGUUACUAUUCGCUGCUGACUCGAUGUAUCACCUUGGUUUCUCAGCAAAAAGUGUUUGGUAUGUUUUUAAAGAUGCUAUUCUCCCUGGAGUUAGAGAAGGAUGUGAAGCUAAAUACAACAUCGAAAGACUUACCUUCAAAGGAAGCUACCAAGAGGUUGGGAUGGAUUUUAAGAAUUUGGUUAUUGGUUUCCUUGGACAAUUAGAGACCUAUGAAGUGCUACUAGACCAUAAACGGGCAUCUCAUAGGCAAUUAGUCCAAGUCAUGCGCCGCAAUUUGGUGACUUUUUCUGAGCCAAUGAGAUUUGCUUUUCUGUUCAAGCUAAAUCUCACAAUAUUUCAACUUGGAAAUCUGUGUGCUGUGUUGGAUGUUCCUGUCAAAAAGAAUGAGUUAUACCGGAAUCUUUCUUAUCAUUUCAAUGAUUGGAGCAAUUACUCUGAGAAGUGCAGACAAGGAAGAGAAAAAUUUGAUGCAGAAUGGCAACGAUCUGAUCCAGAGUUUAGCAAGUACAUAUUAUCAGGAAUUCCCACGUUUGAUGCUCUGUUAAAUUUUGUGAGUCUGUUGUCAAAUAAAAACCACAAGAAAAGUAGGGAAGAGGAAUCUGAAAAGCACAUGAAACAAUCUUUUGGAAAUCUAGAAGAUCGCAAGGAGGGUGGUGGGGAUGAGGAUCCUCCAAGUGAUAAAGAUGGUAAUAAAGAGAGACGUAAGAAGAAAGACACAUCUUCCGCCUGGUUCUUUGAGGCCCCUGUGAUGCCAUUCCAUUGGAUUGAUAGAGGAUCAGACAUAGUAAAGGAGUAUGCAUUUUAUGUGCUGAAACAGAGAUGGUCCUACACAUGUGUGAAACAACUUAUUGAGAGGCUUAUUUCUGGUGAGUGGGGUGAAUUUUGUACAUUUUCCAUUGGCGACACUUUAAUUUUCCUAACUGUGUAUGUUGAGUUUCCACCAGCUAAAGCAAUGGAGAAUGACUUCAUUCCUGAUGUUGAUUGUCCCAGCGUGGGUUUUCCGCUGGUUUUGACUUGCUUCAGCAACAAUCUCUUUCGCAGAGAUCCCCUGAAGCUUGCUGAUGAUGGCGGCGAGUUCCAAAGCACUGUCCAAUACAUUGACGCUUUUCUUUUGAUCAUUGGGAACCCUGCUCAAACGGAUUCUCAUAUCUUCACUCUUGGGAGUCCCAACAAUGAUUUUACUGUUAGGCAACUUGCUGAAUUGAUGACAGAGGAAACUGAAUUUUUCGUGCUUAAAGUAGACGAGUCACCCUACAUCUUUGGUCCCAGGGAGGGCGUUCCAUGGGUUUUGGCUUGCUUCAGUGAAUCUUCUCACAGGAUAUACGGUGCCAUCGGAUAUUUUCAGAACCUCCUGCGCAGAGAGACCUGGAAGCUUGCUGAUGGCGGGAAUUGUCAGAGAACUUAUGUUUGCAUCAAGGAAGCCAUUGAAGCUCCUCUUUUGAUGAUUGCACAUGGCCAUGUCCCAGGAGAGCAACCUUUGAUUGCUGUGAGUUCCACACGACUCUAUGGUGAAGGAUACGAUGACAGGAUUCUUGAUGUUACUCUAAUCAUAAAGCAGCUAGUAGGUCACAUCUCCACUGUUGGGGGUCCCAGCACAUUCACUGCUAGGGAAUUUACUGAAAUGGUACAUGGCAGUGUCUCAGGAGAACCACCGCUGGAGGAACCUUUGAUUGAGGCGAGCAUGGAGCAGUUCUUGGGCAAAUAUGAUGAUAGCAACGACAAGAGGAUCCCUGGUGUGAUCCCAAACAACAAGAAGCAGCUAGGAGAGUCACCGCUGGAGGAUCCUUUGAUUGAGGUGAGCAUAGAACAGUUUUUGGGCGAAGGAUAUGACGACAGCAACAAGAGGAUUCCUGAUGUGAUGCUGAUCAACAAGCAGCUAGGGUGGAACCCAAACGAUGCCUCUCCAAAGGAACUGCUGGCGACGGCACUGACGACCUUGCAGCACAAGACCAGGCAGACAAGUUGUCGAAAGGCAGAUGUCACAGGCUCCAUCGUCGAGUUACACAACAUGCCGCGGUCUUGGAUUCUGCGGCGACACUGCUGAUCAUGUAGAGAGCAGUUUUUUGCAAGCCAUAUAGAUAGAUAAAUACACAUACUACAUACUCUCAUCGCUGAACAUGUAAAGUCCUUGCGUAAACGGGCGGAGCUGAUGUACAUUAUUCCACAAAAACCGGGGCCUGUGGGCAUCGAUGAUGCGGGCUGGAAGUAUA
Messenger RNA from Triticum dicoccoides, 2544 nucleotides. RefSeq lists its product as uncharacterized. Gene Ontology annotation, molecular function: rRNA N-glycosylase activity. NCBI's taxonomy places the organism in Eukaryota, Viridiplantae, Streptophyta, Magnoliopsida, Poales, Poaceae. Gene Ontology annotation, biological process: negative regulation of translation. Bases 36 to 2378 code for a protein of 780 amino acids. The transcript is spliced from 11 exons. The record is from RefSeq and is a predicted model, not a curated record.